Molecule: messenger RNA, 2434 nt
Organism: Protobothrops mucrosquamatus (brown spotted pit viper)
Lineage: Eukaryota; Metazoa; Chordata; Lepidosauria; Squamata; Viperidae
Gene: CCDC39
Product: coiled-coil domain containing 39
Biological process (GO): inner dynein arm assembly; cilium movement; cilium-dependent cell motility
Cellular component (GO): axoneme
Source: RefSeq, a predicted model, not a curated record
AAAUUGAGUCUACAAAUCGAGAUGCUGACAGCUCAGUGUAAUAAUAAACACAGAAUCCUUGACAAUGAACUUACAGAAACCUUAGCUUCUCAGAUCGAGUUGGACAAAACAGCCGAAGACUUCCGCAGAGUUCACCAAGAAAGACAAGACCUUAUCAGACAGUGGGAAAACACCAUAGAGCAAAUGCAAAAAAGAGACCAAGAAAUAGAUAGCUGUGCCUUGCUUUUAGCACAAGCAAGAAGGGCAAUCCGUGGAAAGGAAAGUGUGCUUAAAGACAAAGUCCAAUUUUUGGCGAAUGAGAGUGGGAACAACGUAGAGUAUGAGAAGAGAAUUUCCAUUGCUGAUCGACAAGCUGCCAAACUGAGAUUAGAAUACCAGACAGAGGAAAAUAACAGAGAUGCACUCCAAAAUGAGUUGGAUACACUGAAAGCUACUGUGGAUGGGACAGCUUCUGAACUAGAAUCAAUGAGAACCACUGUAACCAAUCUUAAGAAAGAAAUCCAGGACAAAACUUUAAGGCUAAACUUGAUUAAGGACCAGAAUGAAACUCUUACAAAUAAAUUGAAAUUUGUGACAUACCAAGCAUUAAGUGAAGAAGAAAAAGCAUGCAAAAUGGAGGAACUAUUAAAGGACAAAGAAAAAAAUUUGAAGGAGAAAGAGGCACAAGCAUUACAACUGAGAGAUGCCCAUUUCAAGAAAACAAAGGAGUUGAAAACGCUUACAGAAAAUGAAAAGGGUAUCACAUCUUUAAUCGAAGGACAUCGUGGUCAGAAAAAAAAUCUUCAGAACCGAUUACGGCGGCUGGAUAUACAAGCACUUAAUCAGCAAGAACUCAUGUAUAAUCAGGAUUUUUACAUACAGCAAGUGGAGAGACGGCUGUCACGUUUGAAGGGGGAACUUAACACAGACGAGAAGCAAAUUUUAGAAACCAAAUUGGCUGAACUAAUAAAGAUAAUGGAUGAAAAGAAACAGGCAUUCCAUACUUUACAAUCCCAGGAAAAGAAACUUCAGAGUGAAAUCCAUUUUAGCAAGUUGGCCAUAGAUAAAACCGGAGAAGAAAUGGUUGGUUUGAAGACUAGACUGGAUGAGCUAAACCUUUUCACAGAUAAAUCAGACAAGUUAUUAAAAAAAGCCAGAGCAGAAAAGCAGGAUCUGAUGAUUGAAGACAACCUCUUAAAACUGGAACUGAAACGUGUAAGAGAUUUGCUGUACAAUAAGGCAGAGAAAGUUCUCUGCCUCGAGAAACGGAAACAGCAGUUAAAAACAGCCAUGGAGGAGAGAACGGCCGAUAUCAAAGUUCAUAAGGAAAUGAUUGAGACUCAGACACGACUCAUUGAGCAAGAGCGUCAGACUCUAAGUUCAGAAUUUCACGAGCGACUGAGUAAAAUUGAGAAACUGAAAAGCAGAUAUGAAAUUAUUACCAUUGUCAUGAUGCCUCCAGAAGGAGAAGAAGAGCAAACUCAGGCUUAUUAUGUUAUAAAGGCUGCCCAGGAGAAGGAAGACCUUCAGCGUGAAGGAGAUUCCUUGGAUGCAAUGAUCCAAAAAGCUGAGAAAGAAUGUGUAGCCCUAGAAAAUACUCUGCAUGUACUUAAUAACUGUAACAGCAACUACAGGAACUCAUUCAAGCAAGUUGCAGAUAAAAGUGAAGAGCACAAAGAGAAAACGAAACUGGAAGAAGAGAGGAGAGCUACUGACGAAAAACAUCGAUAUAAGCGAAGGCAGAUCAAGGAGCUUCAAGAAGACAUUCAGGCUAUGCAAAACAAUCUUGAUACUCUUGUGAAAAAAGAGGCCCUCCUCCAGGAAAAAAUAAAAGAUAAACAUGCAUAUGCUAUGAAAUUAACCAGAGAAAUAGAUGAUCAGAAGCCCAGACUAGAAAGAGUCUCAAAACAGGUUGCUCGAUUAUCCCGAGAAAUCCGGACACGACAGGACACUCAGUCACAAACACCAGAGGAAAAAGACAUUGAAGUUCGUACACUGAAGGACUUCAGCAAACACGUAGAUAAAAUGCUGAUUGAUGCUUCAGAAGCACAUCCAGAAUUACAUAACAUCUUCCAAAAGUACUUUGGACAGGCUUCACUGCAUCUUCCUUCAGUUUCUGCUUCUCGCCUCAGUGUUCGAACUAUUCCCGGCUCAACUUCCAGCGCGUCCGUUAAGAGCUCCUAUUCCAGUCAACCACAUGUCAAAGUUGUAUCUCUGACUUUGGACUCCAGUCCUGAACCUUCAGGUCCAGUUUCUCGUCCUUCUAGCCAGGGUAGCGCCAGCACAUCCUCUCGUAGCAAAAGCCCAUAUUAGGGGGUUUUUUUUUCUGUUGCAAAGUUUUCAAGAAUUCAGAAAGUUAUCCGCUAAGCUACAGCAUAUGUUUGACUACACAACUAAAAUUAAUUUAUGUGAUGGUGAAUGAAUUAUUUUCAUUUGGAAUAAAUGUUUUAGGAUG